This is a messenger RNA of Symbiodinium natans, 1131 nucleotides long. The record is from the annotation of a GenBank genome assembly. NCBI's taxonomy places the organism in Eukaryota, Dinophyceae, Suessiales, Symbiodiniaceae.
AUGGAGGACCGUCUGGAAGACUUGACGCGUGCCGCCGCGGCGCAAUUUGGGGCAGGGUUCCGCUACGCAAGCGACUUUGGAACCAGUUGGGUGUACCAGCAACUCGAUAUGCAAAGAGGCAAUCGGGUGUCCAAGACUGUGUCGCGAUUAUACAUGUCGACUUGGAACGCAUUGGACCGCAUGUAUCCAGAAAGAGUGGUUGAUUGGCCGCAUUUGCCUGAGCCACGUCCGAUGUUGCACGAGGAGACGCAUUUUCAUGCCCUGGGACGGACAAAGCCAUUGACACAAGAUGUCAUUCUGUCUGCGUAUUCGCCGCAGGCUGUGCGAAUGGCUGCGCAGGGGAAUGAGGAUGAGUUCUUCGCCGCGAUUUUUGCUAACCCGCCUUUGCAAAUGGAUCUGACGUGGACAAGGAAGGAGCGCAAGCGCGGUUUGAAGGGGCCCACGGAGGAGUGGCCCCUUCAGGCGCAACAUCUGGCAAAGGAAGAGCAGCCCUUGUCGCAAAUUUUUCAGCGGCCGUCCACUGCGGAGGUCACGGAGGUCGAGGCGGCAGGAGUCGGCGAAGUGUACCGCUUUGACUACACGGAGCAGGCGGUGAGACAUCAGAUUCAUCCACGGCGACUGCACAAUCGGAUAUCCGGCUUAUGCUGGAACGCCGGCGCGGUGCGCCAGGGAAUCGACAUCUCAGCCUUCCUCGCAGGCACGUGGUCAUACUUAGCCAUGCAGGAGUGCGACCUCAUGGAUUUGCAACGGUUGGAGAGCUUGGAAUACAGUGUCGUCGCUGUCGCAGAAUCAGGAUUGGCAGUUGCAAUGCCCGAGGAUUUUCUGGCUCGGAGCGGGCAGUUGGUUCAGGCAGUGACUGAAGACCUACCGUCGGGGCAGUGGGCCUUGAGGGGGAUCUUCGGCAAGUUCGACCUAAGAGCGCACGGCCACAUCCCUUUCGACCAUAGAGACUUGCGAAUCCGCAUGUAUGACACGGACUCCCACUACCCUGCCUUCGUCUUUCACUCUGUGGACAACAGUCGCACCAGAGGAGAAGCGAGCACUGCAAGGCUCAAAAGGAAAGAACGUAAGGAGGAGAAGCUGGGGCAGAAGAGAGCCGCGAGGGCAAGCGCUUGGAAGAAACCGGUCUGA